UGAUCGAUAUUUCUGUUUGACACGAUAUAGUUCCAAUGUUGGUGGGACUACGUUUUAAACUAACAUGUGCACUAGGUCUGAAGCUGCUCGACUCCCCAGCGUAAAACGCGCUCCCAAUGCAACUCGGGUUGAAGAUCAAGGUGACGAGUACACGAUAGAUAUCAACGAUGAAGGGUACUUUGAGGAUGGGGCGUUCGUUGCUGGCAAGCGAAAGCAAUGGCAACCAGAUCGCCUCGAAGGUGAAACCGACGAGGAUUAUCUCGAGGACAAAUCAGAGGAAGAGGAAACUUCGAUAUCGCCACAAGAGGCAUACUACGAAGACCUGAAAGUCAGAUUCCUACAACACCGCGCGCUUCUCAGCACGACCCCUCCUCUACCACGUAUCUCUGCUCUCAAAGCAUCUCAGCCGAUAUGGAUACCGGACCAGGGCCAAUCGCUACAAUGUCAGGCCAUUGUAGAAGAAAAUGAUCCUGUCCCUGCCCAGGUAGCUUCUAUGAACAUUGAGACUAUCUUUAGACUGCUUAAUAUCGUCGCGAGAUCGUUGGUCCCAGGAGGUAACAUCACUAAGAGACAGAGCUUGUGGAUCUGGAGCUUGCUGGCGCGUCUACCGGAUGCUGGAGUUAUGGAUAACUGGAAUGUACACCGAUGGAGACAGAACAUUGGCAAAAGAGCUGUGAUACUCCGGGCUGUGUAUGAUGAGCGGUGUCAUCAAUUGGCACGGAGAUACCAGCUUUUGGACGAGAAUAUCGCAUGGGACGAUGCAAACUUCAGUAACAGUGCUGAAGUGGACCAGGUGUCAGAGAGAACUACCGUUUCUGGUGAUGCCAUCAAAGAGGAUUCAUGUGGAACUGAAAUGGUGCCGAAAGAUGCUGUUGAUGAAGACGAAGAGCAAGCUAUGGACCUAGAGUCGUCUGACGAAGAAGGAGAAAUCGACGAGCUAGCCGAAGCAAAACAAGAAUUACUACAAGCUCUGAGUGCAUCCGAGGAGGCCACACAGUCGUUGCAAAUGGAGAGCGAGAGCCUGGGAAAACAGGACACCGACAGUGAGCUCAAAGGCAUGUCAUCUACCUCUAAAAAGUCCGCGCCUGCCGAAGACGAGGAGCCAUUUCCGAACCUUAACACACGCGUCACUCUCGACAUGAUGAUCACAGUUAUCGGUGAUCUGUAUGGCCAGCGAGAUUUACUUGAAUGUCGAGCGGACUGGGACGAAGACGAAGAAUCGUGUGUAUGAUUUAAUGCAGAUACCCUCGACGACGUAAACGAUGUAUUAGCAACAUUUCAUUUGAAGCAGAGCUUGACCUUCUAUGUUAGUGCAACGUUAUGAGUCUAUUCAUACAACGAUGUUGGUUCUCGAACGUCCACUUCGCCACAUUAUCAGACAUGCAAAAUAUGUUUGCAAUCAU
Messenger RNA from Pseudovirgaria hyperparasitica, 1403 nucleotides. RefSeq lists its product as uncharacterized. NCBI's taxonomy places the organism in Eukaryota, Fungi, Ascomycota, Dothideomycetes, Acrospermales, Acrospermaceae. The record is from RefSeq and is a predicted model, not a curated record. The transcript has a single exon. Gene Ontology annotation, biological process: spliceosomal snRNP assembly. The coding region runs from base 65 to 1231 and encodes 388 amino acids.